Messenger RNA from Pollicipes pollicipes, 1430 nucleotides. RefSeq names its product motile sperm domain-containing protein 2. Bases 108 to 875 code for a protein of 255 amino acids. The transcript is spliced from 5 exons. Gene Ontology annotation, cellular component: endomembrane system; endoplasmic reticulum-endosome membrane contact site. The record is from RefSeq and is a predicted model, not a curated record. Lineage: Eukaryota; Metazoa; Arthropoda; Thecostraca; Pollicipedomorpha; Pollicipedidae.
UUCUGCACAGGCAUGGACCUAAGACCUCGGAGAGUUGUAGAAAUCAGUGAACCUACGCGUUUGAUUGACAGUCUAUACGCACGCUGACGUAAAACGCUGAUUCAUGCAUGACUUUAACACGCACAAUAUCACGACAGGUAGUUCGCAGUAAAAUCCAAAACGUGAAUCGAGAACGAAAACGAGUCGACGAAUCGAACAUGGGAUGCGAUGCAGCUGAGAUUGCGGACCUCCUGACGGUAUCGCCUGGGGAGGAGGUCCGGUUUCCCAGCGACCUACCAAACGCAAGAAUUCCUCUGACGCUCAAUAACAUCAAUGCCGGGUCUGUUGCAUUCAAGGUGAAAACCACAUCGCCCGAGAAGUUCCGCGUCAAGCCCAGUUCAGGCGUGGUCUCGCCGGGAUGUCACGUGACCAUCGAGCUGGCGCUCUGUGAGGGCUUCUCUGCGCAGCAGAUCGUCUCCGACAAGUUCCUCCUGUUGGCCACGCCCGUCUCAAACGACUGCCUCUGCAGCAAGGAUCUCGCCAAGCUCUGGAAGAACCUGCCGAACGAUCAGCGUUUCGAGCACAAGCUGCGCUGCGUGUUGGACUCGGCGAAAAGAGACGGCAUGUCCGUCAUGAUCGGCAUGCAGAUCAGGGACCUCAGCGACAAGCUGGAGUGCCUGCAGGAGCGGCUGGACGUGAAGCAGCGGCUCUCUGAGCGCCAGUGGCGGGCCCAGUCGCGGCGCACGCGGUUCGGCCUGUUGCUGGGCACGCUGCUCCUGUUCGUGCUCUCCGUGGACGUGCUGCUGGCACUCACCGGCUCGCGCGGCCACGGCGCCGGCUACGCGCUCUGUAUGGUGCGCAAGUCGGCGCUGGCCGCGUGGACGUCGUGGUUCUGAGGCCGGCUGGGCGCCGACUGACACGCCUCGUCGAGGUCGGAGGUGGCGCCCCGGGGGUGGUGGCCACCAGGGCCGGCGGCUUUAAGGGUCGUGGUUCUUAGGGUCGCUGGAGGUCAGGGUCGUGGACCCUUAGCACCGGCGGCCGGCAGGGUGGGUGGCUCGGAGCGCAGCGCGCCCCAGCGACAUCGCACCAGAAUCCCCCGGAAGGAUGGGCCUGGAACCAGGGCACACGCCCGGCAGCGUCCGUCCCCUGGAGUCGCCGGCGCUGACUGGGCCGUCCACCCCUCCCUCCUCCGACCGCCGAUCACAGUCCCCAGACAGGUGGCGCCAGCUCCUCGACGGCGGCCCAGCCCCGUGUGCAGUCUGCCAGGUCAUGACCGUGGCGCCUGGAGCCCGGCUGUAGAUCUCGCUUGCAAGAGCCACGCCGUGUUUCACCUACUAACCGCCUCCGCAUGCGCUGCUGCGCCGUGUUUGACUGCACCGCGUCAACCGGAGGCCUUCAGCGGUCCCACACCACACCACAUCACCAGACGCUGGCGCGCGGGAACGUUUCAU